Messenger RNA from Chiloscyllium plagiosum (whitespotted bambooshark), 4704 nucleotides. Its product is annotated as dyslexia-associated protein KIAA0319-like. Lineage: Eukaryota; Metazoa; Chordata; Chondrichthyes; Orectolobiformes; Hemiscylliidae. Gene Ontology annotation, biological process: neuron migration. The record is from RefSeq and is a predicted model, not a curated record. Gene Ontology annotation, cellular component: cytoplasmic vesicle; plasma membrane.
ACCGCUUUUUUCUCUCUGUAAAGGUGUACGGUGGAUUCUUCCAUCAGAUUCAUCCCGAAAUAGACCAGGAAAGGGAAGAUUCACACUGUGUACAUUGUGGUGUUGGUUAAGUUACUCAACUAGCGCUACUAAUCAAAAGAGUAAUUCAAUUAUAAACAGCCGCUCGUAUUUUAAAAUCAAGUGUUUCCAAAAUUGCCAUUGAAAGAAGAUAAAGAAAAGUAUAUACGCAGUUAUAACCGGCACAGAUCAAUGUUGCUUUGGAACUUGUGUGGGGCUUGCCGCUGUGAAAAUGACCCACUUACCAUUUUGCCUCAGUGCUAUAUUGCUAUGCACCAUAACAGGUGCUGUUUCAGAUUACUGCCAUGAAACAGCUCAGUAUCUGGAUGCUAUCGUUUCUCCCAACCUGAAGACAACCAAAAUCCUGCGGGUUCCUCCAGCAGUAUCAAUGUCGGAAUGUAUAUCGGCGUGUUGUGACUUUACUGACUGUGACUUGGCAUGGAUGUUUGAGGGUCGCUGUUACAUUAUAAAUUGUCAACACAGGGAUGAGUGUGAGCCAAAAAUGACCAGUGCUGUGGAAUCUUACUUAAGUUUUGUGCAGCGGUCACCAGCUCAGAAGCCAAGCUUACAAGAUGCCUAUCAUAAAGGCAAAGGGCAUUCCAUGGGGAAGCAAAGGGACUCGGUGCCAACUGAGGGGACUAUUAAUCUGCAAGAUCUUUAUGGUGAAGACUUGACCCUUGAUGGCUCUAUUGCGAAGAACUCCAUAAAGGACUACAAAGAAAUACCCGCCGCUACUUUUGGGAAUUCAGAAAUUUCCAGCAAGGGUCAAGGGCAAAUGCAAGGCUCACAGCCCUGGCCACUGUGGGAUUUUAAAUAUGAUGCUGAUGUGUCUUCAGUGAAGGCAAGUGGGGUCGGUGUUGAAGAGGAGGAUGCUGGAAUUCAAAGCAGAGCCCCUCUAAAUGUGAGUUUCCCAGUUAAUGAAUCUCAGCAGGAAGAAUGGAGUGAUGAAACAAAGCAAGAGGUGAACAAUGUUAUGAAAUUAGUCCCUUUGGAGAGAGUGAGCAAAGGAAAACUACUACAAAAGUUCAAUGAAAACAGAACCAGUGUCCAAGAGGAAGAUGCAUUUCCAUCAAAUUCAUCACAUGUUGAAACAUUGACUACAACGCUGAACCCAGAAACAAGCAGUUUUGCGUCUGAAUACCAACAGAAAUCUAGAGAAGGCAUCCAGAUUAUAACUCCCAGUGUUGAGAGUUCACUCGCUUCACAGCCUCCAGCCACAGAGACAUUAACAAUCACUACGCAACGAGUCAAGGAGCUGGUUGUAUCUGCGGGAAGUAACAUAGUGAUCACGCAACCCAAAAAUUCUGUGGAGCUGAAUACUUUUGUGGUUCCUGCACCAUCAGCAGAAUCACCUUAUAGUUAUCAGUGGAAUCUAGUGAGCCAUCCCGUGGACUUUGAGGGUAUAAUGGAAGGCAAGGAUUCUCCGACACUGAAGCUAUCUCAGUUGUCAGAUGGCCUAUACGUUUUCAGAGUCUGUGUGUCUGGAGAAGGUGCUUAUGGAGAAAGCUUUAUCAACGUCACUGUGAAACCUGCUCCUCGCAUCAAUCAACCACCAGUAGCUAUCGCCUCACCAUGGAUACAAGAAGUUUCCCUACCUACAACCUCAACAUUUAUUGAUGGCAGUCAAAGUACGGAUGAUGACAGGAUUGUGAGUUAUCGCUGGGAGGAGAUUAAGGGUCCCCUGCGAGAACAAAAGGCAUCAGCAAACACUGCCAUCCUCCAUUUGUCUAACCUCGUGACUGGUAACUACACCUUCAGACUCACUGUGCUUGAUUCAGAUGGGAUUGAGAACUCGACAACUGCUAUGGUGAUUGUCAGCAGACCUGUGGAUUAUCCACCCAUAGCAAACGCUGGCCCGAAUCAGGCAAUAACCCUGCCCUGUAAUAGCAUUACACUGAACGGAAACCAGAGCAACGAUGAUUAUCAGAUUGUGAACUAUGAGUGGUCACUCAGUCCGAACAGCAAGGGCAAGGUGGUUGAAAUGCAGGGUGUGCGGACUCCUUACCUCCAGUUGUCUGCGAUGCAGGAAGGGGAUUAUACAUUCCAGCUCACCGUUACAGACUCUGCUGGGCAGCAGUCCUCAACUGAGGUGACGGUCAUUGUCCAGCCUGAGAAAAACAGCCCCCCAAUAGCAAUUGUGGGUCCUGACAAAGAAUUAAUAAGCCCGGUAGAAAGUACUACUUUGGAUGGACAAGGGAGCACUGAUGAUCAGGGUAUUAUCUCAUAUCACUGGGAGAAGAUCAGUGGCCCUGAUGUGAAAGUUGAGGAUAAUAACAAGGCUGUGGCCACAGUGAUAGGGCUUCACGUUGGGACAUACCAAUUCAGGCUGACUGUCACUGACCAGCAAGGCCUAAGCAGCUCAAAAACAGUGGCAGUCACUAUCAAAGAAAAAACCAAUAAUCGUCCUGUAGCUAAUGCUGGAGGUAACCAUUUUCUGGCUUUACCCAAUAACUCCAUCACCCUUGAUGGUUCCAACUCCACUGAUGACCAAGACAUUGUAUCUUAUCUUUGGACGCGGGAUGGCCAGAGUCCUGCUGCAGGUGAGGUAAUACAUUAUUCAGAUCAUGAAGCAAGACUGCAGCUAACUAACCUUGUGGAAGGGAAGUAUGUUUUUCACCUGAAAGUCACUGAUGCAAAUGGGGAGUCGGACACAGAUAGCACCACUGUUGAAGUACGACCAGAUCCUAGGAAGAAUGACUUGGUGGAGCUGGUGCUCCAGGUCGGAGUGAGCAGUCUGACUGAGCAACAGAAGGAUACUCUUGUGCGACAACUGGCAGUGCUGCUUGGGGUGCUUGACACAGACAUCAAUGUCCAGAAGAUUCAGGCACAUUCCGAUUCCAGUACAUUAUUGACAUUCUACGUUCAAGAUGGGCAGCCAUACAGGGUGUCCAAAGGUGUGGAUGUGGCCAGGAGUUUGCAGAAACAGCUCAUGAGAGAGAAAGUGGAUUUCCUGCUUUUUAAAACCCUGAGGAUAGAUACAGCUGUCUGCUUUCUGAAAUGCUCAGGUCAUGGGCACUGUGACCCAUUCACUAAGCGUUGUGUCUGCUAUGCAUUCUGGAUGGAGAAUCUGAUACAGCAUUACUUCGACGAUGGAGAGAGCAACUGUGACUGGAGUGUGUUGUAUGUGAUUUUGUCAGUGUUUCUAAUGAUCAUCAUUAUUGGCGGAAUAUGCUGGACAUGUAUCUGUUGCUGUAAGAGAAAGCGAACCAAAGUAAGGAAGAAAAACAAGUACACCAUCUUAGACAACAUGGAUGAUCAGGAACAAAUGGCACUGAGGCCAAAAUAUGGUGUGAAACACAAAAGCACAGAACAUAACUCAAGUCUGAUGAUAUCUGAAUCAGAAUUUGACAGUGAUCAGAACACACUCUUUAGCAGAGAAACCAUCGAGGAGAACCAUAAAGUUGUUGUGAAUGGCUCACUUAAGAAUGGAGUCUCCUUUAAUUAUCAUCCCCAAAACAGAUAAAUUUGCUGAAUAAAAGGAUGCGGUCUACUUGUGGUGCACUUCUAUUGUAGUGCAAAACUGGGUACACUUACCCUCUUGGAAAUUAUUAACGAACAUUUAAAUCUUCUUUUCAAAAUGUUGGUGUACUCUGGAAGAGAUUUUUUUUCAGAAACUACUGAAGGAAACAUUUUUUUCAGCUCUCGAUUGUUCAUCUUGGAUGUCGACACCUUGACAGCAGAGAGGUUUGUUAGAUAUGAACUACUGAGGGACUUUGUAAUUUCAGUUUCCUGUAGACUUAUGUUUCUAGGAAUUUUUGAUACGUCUGCAAUGACAUAGCAAAUAAACGUGAGAUAAGAGCAGCUCCAACUGUAAGAAAGUUCACGUGAAUUAUUUUCAUGGAGUAAUUUCUUCAUGUGGAAAUCCAUAUUGGUAAUGAAAACUAGUAGAAUGCAUGAAUGGUACAUUUCAUAUCCUGAUGCUAAAUAUUAAAGUUUUCAAAAACCAAAGGUUAAUUCAUAGUGAAACAAAUGGAUCUGGAUAUUACAUUUAAAUUCUCUUUCUCACAAUAUGAAAGCAUCAGUCCCUAUCUGUUUUGGUUCUGCAGUGCAGCAAUAUUGUUUCUUGUACAGUUAGCUGUGCAAAUAUGAUUCUCUGUUUACAUUUGGGAAAUUUCCAUAAAUGAGAAACCCUUUUUUUUGUGACUAAUUUUCAGUCUAAUUGGUUGGACUAAAAUACAAAUGAGCCAAAAGCAAAGUCGUAGGUAGAAUUAGUAAAGCAAAUUAAGUAAUAGCUAGCUAUGACAAAUCGAGGUUGGAGCAAUUAAUUUAGAAUGUACUUCCUCCAAAUUCAAAUACCUUUAUUUGCAAUCCAUAAUCUAUCAAAAGACUUGAGCAUUGUAUGCAUUAUCAUGUUAAUUCCAGUCUCAUUCUUCACUGAGCCAGUUGAAUACUUUUGAAUUACAGCCACUUGGAUAGAGACCAGGCACCCCAUAUGUACACAGUGAGAUUGAUGAACAAAUCAUCUGUUUUGUGCUGUAGGUUUAAGGAAAGAGGGAAAAUGAUUAAAUAUUAGUUUCUAGAUUGGGAAAGAAAAACUGAACCAACCUAAGUGCAUUUAAUUUUGUCCUAUUCCCACUAGUUGGUAACAUUAUCUUAAUCUUUCCAAGUAAAACAAUUAAUGGAGGAAUUCAAAAUGACAAGCGAUCU